AUGUCAGUGUUAAACGGGAAUCAAGAAACAUCUCCAACGGGGAUCAAGGUGGUUAUCGUAGGCGCUGGAUUUGGUGGUUUGACAGCAGCCAUCGAAUGCCAUCGGCAGGGUCACACGGUAGAAGUCUAUGAAUCGUUCCCUGAACUCAAAGUCCUCGGAGAUAUUAUCUCAUUUGGGCCGAAUGCAGGCCGGAUAUAUAGACGCUGGUCCAAUGGCAAAAUCGCAGAUAAGAUGCGCUCUCUGAGUAUAAACUUGCGCAAUUAUGGAUUCAGAAUCCACAAGUAUGACACCGGAGAAGUUGUCACGACUCAAAAGACUCCUGAACCGGAUCCAGAAACCCCGGUUUUCAACGGGCAUCGCGGCGAGUUGCACAGUAUUGUUUUUAAUUAUGCAAAAGACGAACUAGGCAUCCCAAUCCAUUUGGGUCACCGGGUGACUCAAUACUGGGAAGAUGAGGACCAGGCAGGAAUCAUUUUGGAUGAUGGAACAAAGGUAAGCGCAGACGUAGUAAUCGGUGCCGACGGUGUCCGAUCUAAAGCCCGGGAAUUGGUAUUGGGAUACUACGACAAGCCAAAAUCUAGCGGAUAUGCCGUCUACCGAGCUUGGUUUCCAAAUACAGAUAUGAUUAAGGACCCACGUACCAAAGAAUUUUGUGAAAAUGGGGAUACAUUCAAUGGGUGGAUUGGCCCGGAUGUACAUUUUCUGUUCUCAACUAUCAAGAACGGCUCCGAUUGCUGCUGGGUGCUAACCCAUCGGGACGAAGCUGAUAUCGACGAGUCAUGGUCAUUCCCUGGAAAGUUGGAAGAUGUGUACAAAGUGCUUGAAGGAUGGGACCCAACAUGCAAGGCAAUCGUGGAGAAGACACCCUCUUUGGUAGAUUGGAAGCUUGUAUACAGAGAUCCUCUGCCACGGUGGGUCAGUGACAAAGGCCGCAUUACACUUUUGGGUGACUCUGCCCACCCAUUCCUGCCAACAUCAGCCCAGGGAGCUACCCAGGCAAUGGAAGACGGAGUCGUGAUAGCGGUCUGCUUGAAAAGGGCGCAAAGCAAGGACCGCAUUCCUGCUGCGGUGCGAGCGUAUCAGGAUAUUAGAUAUGAGCGUGUUCGACUAGUACAAAAGACCGGCGAAACGACUCGAGACAUGUGGCACAAGGCAGAUUGGGACAAGGUUAAAGAGGAUCCUGAUUCGAUCCAUCUCCCGCGUGAGGAUUGGAUUUUCCAAUUUGAUGCAGAGAAGAAAGCCAACGAAGUAUUUGAUGAAGUGGUGCGGAAAUUUCUCUAG
Talaromyces rugulosus is the source of this 1281-nucleotide messenger RNA. RefSeq lists its product as uncharacterized. Bases 1 to 1281 code for a protein of 426 amino acids. Gene Ontology annotation, molecular function: FAD binding; monooxygenase activity. Gene Ontology annotation, biological process: secondary metabolite biosynthetic process. The record is from RefSeq and is a predicted model, not a curated record. The transcript is spliced from 7 exons. NCBI's taxonomy places the organism in Eukaryota, Fungi, Ascomycota, Eurotiomycetes, Eurotiales, Trichocomaceae.